Blastomyces dermatitidis ER-3 is the source of this 347-nucleotide messenger RNA. RefSeq lists its product as uncharacterized. Lineage: Eukaryota; Fungi; Ascomycota; Eurotiomycetes; Onygenales; Ajellomycetaceae. The coding region runs from base 15 to 347 and encodes 110 amino acids. The transcript has a single exon. The record is from RefSeq and is a predicted model, not a curated record.
CAAUUGAUAUAACCAUGUCUAAUGAUAAUAUGGAACCCUCGAACAUGAACAUAGAUACAGUGCCACAGUGGCUUCAAGCAAUGUUGAAACUACAACAACAACAAAUAGCUGAUAUGCAUGCAACUCAACAACAUCAAUAUGAAGAGAUUCAACAAUUAUCACAACAAGAAACUCACACAAUUCCAACAUCUACAGAAUUGAAUACAAAAGCACUGAAAGAACACUUAGAUGCUCCUGUAUAUUUCAAUGCUUUCAAUCUCACUCUCUACUCAUCAUGGAGGAUGGAAAUGCUCACAAAACUGAGUAUAGAUGAAGAUUUCAUCAGUUCAUUAAUCAAUCAAGAUUGA